Messenger RNA from Coniophora puteana RWD-64-598 SS2, 437 nucleotides. RefSeq lists its product as uncharacterized. The transcript is spliced from 2 exons. Lineage: Eukaryota; Fungi; Basidiomycota; Agaricomycetes; Boletales; Coniophoraceae. The annotation marks the transcript as partial. The record is from RefSeq and is a predicted model, not a curated record.
AGAAGUGGGGGGAAGGCUGAAGUGUGUAGGCCAUUGCUGGAUGGGGGUCAAGGGCUCAAAAAUUUCGGCGCGGGCGUUAAACGUGCUUUCUCUCCCCUAGCCGCCCUCUCCACGACUUCCGUUGGCAGCCAAACCCCAUAUUCCAUGCACUCACUCUCAGCGCUCACAACACAUGGCACGAACACCGUCGUAACUGGCAAGAACUCAGGGCACAAUUCUCCUCGAGUCCAGCUUCUCAACGCUCAUCAGGCUGUAUAACCCGAAAGUAGUAGCUCCUGCGAAGUGCUGAGUGAAGCGAGGUUAUGUACGUCCACACCCUUGGAUAGCUGGUGGCGUCAUCCAGCGCGAGCUGGUACUGUCACCGUGGACGGGCCGCUCAUGCCGUACUUCAAACACAGCUAACGUUUGUUCAUAUCUACAGAGACAUAGCUAUUCCA